Molecule: messenger RNA, 2765 nt
Organism: Rhincodon typus (whale shark)
Lineage: Eukaryota; Metazoa; Chordata; Chondrichthyes; Orectolobiformes; Rhincodontidae
Gene: shisa4
Product: shisa family member 4
Exons: 6
Coding region: 295-903 (202 amino acids)
Source: RefSeq, a predicted model, not a curated record
AUAAAAACAGAGACAAAGACAGAGGGACGCAGAGACAGACAGACAAACAGGGACAGAGACAACAACAGAGAGACAAAGAUAGAGGGACAUAGAGACAGACAGAGCCUAACUCUUAGGGGCAGCGAUAAAGACAUAGACAGACAGAAGGAGACAGAUGGAGGCAGAGACUCGAGAGUGGAGGGGAGUUUCAAUGACAGCGCCGUGCGUGUGCCCGCGCGCCCGUGGCGCGUUCUCGCGGGUGCCGUGCGUGUGCCCGCGCAACUGUGCGGGUUCCCGUGUCUUUCAGGCUGCUCCAUGGCGAUGUCCCCGGGCCCGGGCGGCGCGGGGCCGCUUUUGGCGAUUCUCCUCAUCCUCGGAGCCGUGUCUGCAGACAAUGACUGUUUGUGGUACACAGAUAAACAGGGAAACUGGCACAUUGGUUUUGACUGCUCAUUCUUUCAGUUCUGCUGUGGAAACUGCACUUACCGCUAUUGUUGCCUGGAUCCAAUGCAGCUCAUCACUGAGAAACAACAGAAGUAUUGUAUGUCCAUGCACCUCAGUUCCACCACGAUUGCUGGAAUUGCCUCUGCGGUCCUCCUAUUCAUUGUCAUCGUUGGGAUUCUGGUUUGUUGUUUCUUGUGUUCCUGCUGUUACCUGUACCGUCGGCGACAACAGAUGAGGCUCCCCUUCACAGGUCACAGGGAGGAGACUCGCAGUUUCCCAAUGCAGCCGGCCAAUCCGUCGAACAUGCCCUCUGGUGUAUACCCUCCGUAUCCAACAGCUCCUGCCUACGGUGUUCCAGUGAUGCACAACUACCCGAUGCAGCCAGGCUAUGCUGCCAACACACAUGCGGCAUCUUAUCACCCAUACCCACCAGCUCCAGCCUACAAUGCUGCAAGUGCUCCCCCGUACACCUCAUCGUAGCUGGAAUGAAGAACAAAUGUCAGACCCUGUCCGUAUACUUCCCAGCUCCAGUCUGUAGUUAACUGGGGCACUGAAGUUUUGUUUGAUAGGACCCUGUUAACUGGAAAACACCAUUUGCAUGAGUGCAUAUAUUCUUUGUUUUCUGAAGCUUUUAAUUUUGAAAUUCAAAUUAUGCUGAGUAUUAUUUUCCACCCUUACUAAGCUGAAAGUUUAUCUGAAUUGUUUAUUUAUAUAUGGCUGUUAUUUCACCCUGUGCCAUCGUGCUCUUUCAAUAGAAUCUGCAGAAAUACUGCUGGGUUCUGCCGUUUCACACAGUCUGUUGUUCACGGUUAAUUUCAGUGUAAUAAUAUCAGCGUUAUUUGGAUGAAAGAAAGUAUUAACAUGUUUGAAGGAAUGCAGCUCUGAUGUGAACUAUGUUAUAAAAGGGUUCACUCAAAGUGUAAUUUGGCUGCAUGAUUGAUCACCGGGUGAGGCCCAUGGUCUGUGAGAGAGAGAUGGUGGCUGUGAAUGCAGGAGGAGUGGAUGUCUGUGUGUGUGAGUGUGCUUGUGCCAGGGUCUGCAUGUGUAUCAACAAGUGUGUCUAUGUGUGUGUCUCUGUCAGGGUCUGUGUUUGUAAGUGCAUCUCUGUAAGGAUCUGUGUCUGUGUGUGUAGGUUUGUCUGAGUUGGGGUCUAUGUGUGUGCAAGUAUGUCUACAUCUGUGUGUGUGCCUGAUUUGGGGUCUGUGUCAGUGUGUGUUGAGUGUGCCUGUGUCACGGUGUGUGCGUUGAGUGUGUCUCUGUCGGGGUCUGUGUCUGUGUGUAAGUGUGUCAGUGUCAGGGUCUAUGUGUGUAAGUAUGUCCAUGUCUGUCUCUUUCUGUCUCUUUGUGUCUGUGUGUUCAUUCCACAAUCCACUCCAGUACUUUUUGUUGCUGUAACCCCAUGGAAAGGCUUGAAAAUGAUCCUGACCCCUCAGUGAGAACUGUGAUAAUGGCAUGGGGGAUCACUGUGAGAGUGGGGAGUAGGGUGGCAGUGAGGACACAAGACAGACAGGCAGUGCAGCUCUUUAAACUCAGUAGGAGCAUGCUGACUCACAAUAUUCAACCCCAAAAUUUCAACUUUCAGCCCCACUUGAGAUCCUAAUCUCACUUUUGAAAGCUCAGCUUUUCUCCCUGGUCACUGACUAUUAUGUGUCCCUGAUGUAUGUAUGUCUGCUAGCUGAGCAUCUGUGUAUGUGGGAGACAUGUUUGCACGACAUGUGUGUGCAAUGUAAUAGUUGUUGUACGAUUGUCAACGAGAGUCAGGAUCUGCACGUGAGAGUCAGGUUUGUGUGUGUGUGUGUGUGUGUGAGUGUGAGAGAGAGAGAGACAGUGAGUCUGGGGGGGGUGUGUGUGUGUGUGAGAAAGAGAGAGUCUGGGGUGUGUGUCAGAGAGUUGGGUUUGUGUCCGUGCAUAAGAGAGAGUCAGGGGUGUGUGUGUGCGUCAAGAGUCUGGGGGUUGUGAGUGUAUGUGUGAGACUAGGGAUGUGUGUGUGUGUGUGAGAGAGUCGGGUAUGUGUCUGUUUUGAGUCUGGGGUGAGUGUAUGUGUGGGGGUGUAUGUAUGUGUGUGUUUGGGAGAGAGUAUAUGUGUGUGUGUAAGUCAGGACUAUGAGUAUGUAUGAGAGAUGGGUGUGUAUGUGCGUGUGUGAGAGACUUUUUUUUUAAAUUUGGUUAUGGAAUACAGGCAUUACUCACUGGGCCAUCCCAGAGGGCAGUUAAGAGUUUACCACAUUAGUGCGGGUCUCGAGUCAGAUGUAGACCAGACCAGGUAAGGAUGGUAACUUCCUUCCCUAAAGAACAUUAGUGAACCAGAUGGGUUUUUCCAACAAUUGACAAUGAUUCACAGU